Molecule: messenger RNA, 766 nt
Organism: Clupea harengus (Atlantic herring)
Lineage: Eukaryota; Metazoa; Chordata; Actinopteri; Clupeiformes; Clupeidae
Gene: amfra
Product: E3 ubiquitin-protein ligase AMFR-like
Exons: 2
Coding region: 88-339 (83 amino acids)
Biological process (GO): endoplasmic reticulum unfolded protein response; protein K48-linked ubiquitination; ubiquitin-dependent protein catabolic process
Cellular component (GO): endoplasmic reticulum; ubiquitin ligase complex; cytosol
Molecular function (GO): ubiquitin protein ligase activity; ubiquitin binding
Source: RefSeq, a predicted model, not a curated record
GGCCAGUGAGACUGCUGUGCCUGCGGGCUGGAGGGCUUUGAGGUGAGGGGGAGCCGCUUCUCCAAGUCUGCAGGAGAGAGGCAGAAGAUGCUCCAUCAGAGAAAGGAGGAGCUGCUCCUACGCGCUCGCAGGCGUUUCAUAAGUAAGAGCCCUGCGGAGGAGACCUCACGCUCGCUCUUCAUGGCCGCCGCCGCCGCUGAUGAGGAUGAUGACGAGGGCCGCCGCCCCGCUGGGGGUGGGCGUGCUCUGACCUCCUCUGACCCCAUGAGCCUGCGGCGCAGGAUGCUGGCCGGCGCUGCGGAACGUCGCAUGCAGAGGCAGCCAGAGGCUCCCCAGUGAGGCUCCACCUCCCCCGUGCAGGGCAGCCUGGUGGCCCCCCACACGACCCAGGAUGCACCUGAGGAACCCUGCGGUCCCCCUCCAUCACACCCAUCACCAGAGGAGGAGGAGGAGGAGGAGGAGGAGGAGGAGGAGACGUGUCACCCCCUCCACUGCCUCAUCACAGACACAUUGGGAGGGAGGGAGGGAGAGGGAGAUGAGAGCAUGGAGCCAAGGGCUUCUGGGACAUUCAAGCUUUUUGUAUUUGCUCUGCUCAGCAUUGACCUGUGAAUCCCACGCCUGGGGUCACCCAGAGCUUUGAGGCCACGGUGGCCCAGCAGAAAGAAUCCAUGCAUGUGUCAGUUCAAUCCGCCUGUGCAGUUCAGUCACCACCCCCCCCCCUAUAUUGCGGUGUAUGUCCUCCUUAAAAUAAAGUAUUUGAAAGAAA